CCGAAUCCGAGUCAAAACAACGAUGAACAUUUACGUAAGGCGAGUCCUGUCGUCACUCCGGCAAUAUGAGCCAAUAUUCUCAAGGAGCAAUCCACAGACCCUGCAGAGAUAUGGGGUGAAGGAAAGUCUUCUCCUAAGGUUCGCCUCGACGGGCAAAACAGUGAAAUCACCUUCGAAAUCCAACGCCAUGAAGAGAUACGGGAAGCUACUCGCGGUAGGGUUUAGUGUGGGAGCCAUAGGAGGGGCGGCCUACAUGUACGAAAUCUACAAGAAGAUCGUGACUCCCCUGGCCAACCCCUCUGAGGGCAGCGAGUACCUGCUCAAGGAGAAGCCGCCCACCUUCAAGCCAGCGAGAACGAUUCGAACUCCAACAGACACAACUGGCUUGAAGAUAACCUUGUUCCAGUAUCAGACCUGCCCAUUCUGUUGCAAAGUCCGAGCUUUUCUUGAUUAUUAUGGCUUCAACUAUGAUGUUAUUGAAGUUAAUUCAGUGACUCGGGCACAGACGCGAUGGACAGAUUAUAGGAAGGUUCCCUUCCUUGUUGUAGCAUUACCAAAUUCUGAUAAGGUUCUGCAACUUAAGGACAGUUCAAUGAUUGUAUCAGUAAUGCAGUCAUUCCUAGAUAACAAAACAGAGAAUUUAGAAGAUCUAGUCAAAUGCUACCCAACAAUAGAAUUCACCGAUGAUGAGGGAGAGAAACGCUUAGAGAUUAUGAAUCGUUAUUUCCUGAUGUAUGGAAAGCAUCCACCCGGACGUUCCAAAGAUGACAUUGUAGAUGAGAGGAAAUGGAGAAAAUGGGUUGAUGAUGUUUUAGUCCAUGUACUGUCGCCAAAUGUGUACCGUACUCCACAAGAAUCAUUCCAGGCUUUUGAGUGGUUCUCAAAGGCUGGAUCCUGGGAAGAACAUUUUGAAACAUGGGAACGAUUGCUAGUCCUGUAUGUGGGAUCCAUUGCAAUGUUUUUCAUUGGCAAGAACCUGAAGAGACGACACCAGAUUAAAGAUGAUGUUAGAGCAUCAUUUUAUGACGAUGUCAAUGUGUGGCUCAAGGCUCUUAAGAAGAAAGGGACGAAAUUCAUGGGUGGAGACGAGCCAAAUCUGUCAGACCUAAGUGUGUUCGGUGUUCUGACGGCCGUGGAAGGGUGCGACGCGUUCCAAGACGUCAAGAGUAACACCAAAAUAACACCAUGGUUCGAGCACAUGAAGGAGGUUGUGUCUCAGCACGGAGGAGCCAAGUUGACCAUGGAGAGAGGAAAUUUGUUACAAAAUUAAAAGAUAUCUAGGCUUACAAAAAAUGUUAACAUCAGGGAGAUUCCAAAAUUUUUAGUGAAAUUCUUGUAGAUUCAGUGUUCUUAUUAAGUGAUACAGUUUUGGGUUUGGGAUAAAAAUCUUGCUAAAUUGAUGUUGGUGUAGACUUUUGAAAGUACUGAUAGUUCGACUGCCUAGUUGUGGGAUUGGAAAUUUAUCGGGAUUAAUGUUUCCUCUAGCCUAUUGAUUCAGCUUUAUCUGCAAUUAGUUUGAAAAGAUAAUUAUUUACAAUAUUUAAGAGAAUUGACUAAGAGUUGUUGCACAUUUCUUCUUCUCCUUAUAAAUUUCAAUGUUUCCAGAUCUACAAAAUCUUUAAGACAUUAAUUUACAUGUUAAUUUGAAAACAGACUUUGCUAGCAGCCAUGUAUGAUUUGUACAGUGUAUCAUAUUGGGAUGUUGUAAAUAUAAAAAUACUAUUUAUAAAA
Molecule: messenger RNA, 1731 nt
Organism: Penaeus indicus
Lineage: Eukaryota; Metazoa; Arthropoda; Malacostraca; Decapoda; Penaeidae
Gene: Su(P)
Product: prostaglandin E synthase 2-like
Exons: 6
Coding region: 23-1270 (415 amino acids)
Cellular component (GO): mitochondrion
Molecular function (GO): prostaglandin-E synthase activity
Source: RefSeq, a predicted model, not a curated record